Ascoidea rubescens DSM 1968 is the source of this 774-nucleotide messenger RNA. RefSeq lists its product as uncharacterized. The annotation marks the transcript as partial. The record is from RefSeq and is a predicted model, not a curated record. The transcript has a single exon. NCBI's taxonomy places the organism in Eukaryota, Fungi, Ascomycota, Saccharomycetes, Ascoideales, Ascoideaceae.
AAUCAACAAGUUCUAGAAAACAAAGUAUGGACCUCAAACAACGAAAGAAUAACCCCAACCAUUAUUGAUGGUGUAACAAUAUCUGCAUCUCCUGUAACCAAUUCUUUAACCCCCUGGAUCUCUUUGGACUCUACUGGUAUUCCCUACAAAAUAACACCCACAACUGAUGAUGAUGGUGAAACCGUUAGUGCCUCACCCACCCCAACUGAAUCAGACUACCCUGAUCCAACUGGUGUGCCUCCGGUUUUAAGAUGUUUUGGUGAUAGAGUCGCUAGUGAAUUCGACUCAACACCUGGAUAUCCCUUUUGUACUGCAAGAAAUGGCACUGAGCUAUUAGUUGGCGAAACCUAUUGGAUCACCUGGGAUCCUACUUACUGGGGCUCCACUGAAAUCACAAAAGUUAGACUUUCAAUCAAUAUCAUAAGCCGUGGUAAUAACGAUGAAGAAGUCUUCAUGAGUGACUAUAUUAAUAACAACAAUGGCUAUUAUCCUUUAGCAGUUGAAAGUAGCUUUGAAGGUUAUGGCUUCCUUUUAUUAACUCCCUUAACAACUUCUACCACUGAAGCUGAACAUGUUGGUACUGUCAGUGGCCCUGUUGUCAGAUUCAUAACAAGCAAAUCUCAAGCUGCAACCACCAUUUCAAGACUUCCUUCUGAUAAUGGUUUAGAAAACAGCUCUAGUUCAGGAAACAAAAAUUUAGCUAAGAUCAUUGCUCCCUCCGUUAUCAUUCCAUUUAUCAUUAUUGUUGGCGGUUUCGUUGUAUUCUAUAUCUGG